Molecule: messenger RNA, 3183 nt
Organism: Folsomia candida
Lineage: Eukaryota; Metazoa; Arthropoda; Collembola; Entomobryomorpha; Isotomidae
Product: beta-galactosidase-1-like protein 2
Exons: 12
Coding region: 933-2993 (686 amino acids)
Biological process (GO): carbohydrate metabolic process
Cellular component (GO): vacuole
Molecular function (GO): beta-galactosidase activity
Source: RefSeq, a predicted model, not a curated record
UAUUUAACUUCCCCACAUGCAUAAAUCACUAAAUCUGCUUCUAUUUAGUAUAGAUGCAUGCUACUUUAUUAUAGCUAGCGAUUUAUGCUUACACCGAUUAAGGAAAUCCAUAAACUACAGCGUUUCGUUACUGAGACACACGAACGGUUUACUUUGUUACCAUAAAUGGGUCACACCACGCAGUCAAACUCAUAUACGGAAAGGGAAUUGCUGACUAAAUACAUAUUUAUGCAUAACAUGCUUUUGCGCAAAUUAAAAUAUGGCUGAUAUAAUAUUCAUUGUUAGUAUUGUAUAACAUACUUUUUCAGCCGACGCAAUGCACAGGUGUGCUAAUUUGCUAAUGAUGCCCAGUCGUCAGCAGGAGUUGGUAAAAAGCCAGGCUAAAGAUUUAGUGUGGAUGACAUUGGAUCAGUACUAUCCGGAUCAUCAAACAAAUUCAAUACCAUUCAGUCAAGGUUCCAUUGUUUUGUCAUCUUGCUGUGGUUGCAGAAAUGGAGCAUCGGAAUGCGACGCAGGAGGUAAAAGUAGGAAAGGUAGGUGUGGAGGUGGACCACUUAAUAUCGUUAUGGCGAAUCUAUACGUCUACGUACGUACGGUGUCAGUAAUAAUUUAACCCAUUUCCUCCUUUAUGAGAUUUAGGUUUUUGCGUAAUGGAAUGUACCACAUGAUUUUACACGAACAAUGUAACGUUCCAAACUACUGAUAAAAAGUUUCGCAUCAUCGAACGCCAGUACUAUUAAAUGAACGAUUAAACAAACAAGGGCAGAAAGUGGGGUUGAUCUUGCUUCCAAGAUAAAAAAGACCUUUUUCCAGAAUGUUGGUCCAGUUAGGGUUCGUACUUGGGGGCGAGUAUUUUGGCGUCGGUGUUGUGACAUCAGAAUUGGUAGCAUCAUUUUGUUAUAAAUUUUGGAACCCGACCAAGUGCAGGAAUAAUGAGUGGAAAUACAAGACGUCAACUUUGCUGGAUUUUAUUUUUUGUGUUUUUAGUGAUUUUGGAAACUCAAAGUCAAAAUAGUCUACCAACUUUGUACGAAUACUUUGACUCUUCUGAAGGUCAAAAUGUCACUGGACUUUUAGCAGAGAGAGACGGUUUCAAGCUGAAUGGAAAGCCCAUUCGCAUAAUUUCUGGAGCUAUUCAUUACUUCCGGUCUCAUCCAAGCGUAUGGUCUGAUCGAUUAAGGAAACUUAGGGCGUCUGGGGCUAACACGGUGGAAACUUAUGUCCCGUGGAACCUUCAUGAGCCAAAAAAGAAUGAAUUUGAUUUUGGCCAAGACCAAAGCAAGAAUGACAUGUCAAUCUUUCUGGAUAUCCGGAAAUUCAUUCAGCUUGCUCAAGCAGAAGAUCUUUUGUUAAUCCUCAGACCGGGCCCUUUCAUCUGCGGCGAAUUUGAGUUUGGGGGGAUGCCCAGUUAUUUAUUGCGAGAUCCCAACAUGCGAGUUAGAACCGCUUAUCAACCGUAUCUAGAUCGUGUAAAGGUUUAUUUUGAUAACCUGCUCCCACUCGUGUCUGAUUUGCAAUUCAGUCAAGGUGGACCAAUUAUUGCGCUUCAGGUUGAGAAUGAAUAUGCAUCCUUUGAUACUAUUGAGCCUCCUUAUCUCGAGUUUAUCCGACAAACUUAUCUGAACCAUGGGAUUAAUUCUCUCCUCUUUACGUCCGAUGGCUCCUACAACGGAGUGAAAGGAAGUCUUCCGGGUCUCUUAAAGACAGCCAACUUUCAAUUUAAACCGGAAUCAAAUCUUGACGACCUUUUAAGAUUUCAGCCAGACAAGCCUCCCAUGGUUAUGGAGUAUUGGUCGGGGUGGUUCGAUCAUUGGUUUGAACCCCACAGCGAGACUUCCUUAAAUGAUUUUACCAGUGUCUUGGACGUGAUUUUGGGUGGCUACAAUGCAUCUGUAAAUUAUUACACGUUUGAAGGGGGCACUAAUUUCGGAUUUAAUGCGGGUGCAAAUACACAAACUGAAGCACCGCACUAUGCUCCCGAUGUUACCAGUUAUGAUUAUGAUGCACCACUCACAGAAGCUGGAGAUUAUACGGCCAAAUACUACAAAAUCUUAGAGAUGAGCGCCAUAUACGCAAUUCCUCCCCUUCGGCGACCUCCUUUGCCCUUAGAAAGUAGGAAAUUGGCUUAUCCUUCCAUCCCGCUGGAGAGAUACCUGUCAUAUUCUGACAUUUUGGAUCAGAUUCCACCCACCUCAAAGUUCCAAUUGGAAGCAAGAACUUCAAUGGAAAAUCUGAACAUGAAUAAUGACGGUGGACAAAGUCAGGGAUAUAUUUUGUACCGGAAACGAGGUAUUUUUGGGAACGGUACUGCAAUUUUCAAGGCUGGUCCAGUUCGCGAUUUCGGGAUCCUUCUCCUCGACCAAGAUAUCCAACCUUUUCCCAAAGAUAAAAAUGGAUCAACAAAAUACUGGCUAAGUUCUGUGCAAGAAUAUUCUCUCCCAAUGAAUGGGAAAGAGCAAACUAUUGACUUAUUAAUUGAAAAUAUGGGGCGUAUAAAUUUUGGUGGGGCAAAAGAUUUUCUCCAGAGAAAAGGACUCGUAAAUUCUCCGAAUGAAAGUUAUUACCACUUGGACGGGCAGGAGAUUAAAGAUGUUGAAAUCAUUGCUUUGGAAUUCAAGUCAAACUGGGUCAACAACUUAACUAAUUGGCAUAACUAUGAAUCUCAUAAUGAAGCAAAGAAGGCCCCCAUCCUUGUGCAAUCAACUUUCACCAUUACUGAAAUUGGCGACACGUUCAUUGACAUGACCUCCUGGACGAAGGGAAUAGUUUUCAUUAAUGGUUUUAACUUGGGACGCUACUUCAAUGUUGGACCACAGAAGGCGUUGUACCUUCCUGCCCCCUUCUUGAAACUGGGUGAAAAUACCAUCACAAUAUUUGAACAAUUGCAAUGUGGUUCGGAAAUAGUGUUUAGUUCAGUGCCAAAAUUGGGAUUUCCUCCGAUAAAGAAAGAUCCAAAGCCACAAUUUGAUGAUGAUGACUUUGUUCCUUUUUAAAAUAGUUGUGUAUGCGAAUAAUUUUUUUAAUACAUUUUACACAAUAUUUCGUUUCUUAUCUUCUUUCAAUUUUAUUUCGAUAAUUUAAACCAACGUCAACAUUUUAUGAAACAUGAUCAAUUUUUUUCCGUAAUAUAAUAAUCUACUGAAUUACUUUUCAUAUUCUAAUAUCACAUUUAGUUAUUUUUAU